GGCGAUGACGUCACCGGGGGCUGUCUCCUGUAACAGGACCGUGGAAGUGAUCGCACCGCACAGUCGCCAGUGCGCAUCUCAGGACUCAGCAACUUUCCUCUGACCACACCAAACACUCUCGGAGUCACGCAGGGGGACACUUUACCAACAUGGGUUGCUUCGAGUGCUGCAUCAAAUGUCUCGGCGGCGUGCCGUACGCCUCGCUGGUGGCCACCAUCUUGUGCUUCUGCGGCGUGGCCCUCUUCUGCGGCUGUGGUCACGUGGCGCUCACGGGCACCGUCUCCAUCCUGGAGAGUCACUUCUCCAAAGUGGCCAGCGAUCACGCCAUGCUGACCGACGUAAUCCAGCUGAUGCAAUAUGUCAUCUACGGCAUCGCCUCCUUCUUCUUCCUGUACGGCAUCAUCCUGCUGGCCGAGGGCUUCUACACCACCAGCGCUGUCAAGGAGCUGCACAGCGAGUUCAAGACCACCAUCUGUGGACGCUGCAUCAGUGGAAUGUUUGUGUUCCUCACUUACAUUCUGGGCGUGGCCUGGCUGGGCGUGUUCGGCUUCUCCGCCGUGCCCGUCUUCCUCUUCUACAACAUGUGGUCCACCUGCGCCACCAUGAAGUUGCCCACCGCCAACCUCACUGACAUCGACUCCAUCUGCGUGGACGUGCGUCAGUACGGAAUCAUCCCGUGGAACGCCACGCCAGGAAAGGCCUGCGGAUCGACGCUCGGCGACAUCUGCAACACCAGCGAGUUCUACCUGUCUUAUCACUUGUACAUCGUAGCCUGCGCUGGAGCCGGAGCUACAGUCAUCGCUCUGAUCCACUUCCUCAUGAUUCUCUCAGCAAACUGGGCCUACCUUAAGGACGCCAGUCAAAUGCAUGCCUACCAAGACAUCAAAAUGAAAGAGGAGCAAGAGCUGCAGGACAUCACGUCACACUCCAAGGAAUGCCUUAAUUCCUACACAUGAGGGCGUGAUGAGACAGACACACACACACACACACACACACACACACACACACACACACACACACACACACACACACACACACACACACACACACACAGUAAACACGCAAAGGGCACAAAAGGCUGCGCUCCAAUAACCACCUGUGCCGUACUAACAGACUAACGCCACACGCCGCUUCUGCUUUAACUCACCUUGCAGUAUUUCGGGAUUCUUUCACACAUUUUCUACUGUCAUUUUCUUUUUUUUUUGUACAACAAUCCAUCAAAUGAAACUGUGCUGUGAAUUGACAAGUAAAAAAAAACCAUGAAGACAGUUAAAUAUGUGCUCUUGUAUGCAAACAAUUCAACUUCAUGGCCUACAUGAACUCUACCUCAGGGGUCUGCUGCAGCCCGAUGAUCAUGGAAGCGUCGAGAAUGUUCGACUAUACAACAUUAGGUACACCCGCAUACCAUAGGUUACUACUGUACAGUGGGCAUACACGAAUACUGUACAUGACCAUCUAAAUGUCCUUUUUAGGCCAUGACUGUAACAUGCUGGCUAGAAAAUAGGCUGCAGCAAAUGAAAAAUUCAUGAAAUAGAAAAUAAUUUGAUCUCCCUAGGCUAUUAUGACACCUGAAGUGUGCUUUGAAGAUAUGUCCUUUUUUAAAGGGUUUUCAUGUUUUUUCUAUAGUUGCAUCUGUUUUUGAUGUGUUAACUGUGGUGUAAUCUCAUAUUCAUCUUCCUCGUUCCGUUAACUUGGUGUGCGUUUGUUGCAUGAGUACAAACGGUUUAUGCAGUAAUAUUUGAUACAAUACAGUCAUGUAUGCUCACUUUAGUAGUAGCCACUGUGUCUAUUUUUAAAUACAACUGCCAGCUCAGUAGAUAUCCAAUAGUAUAUCCAUCUUGUUAGUACACAUGUAUUUUCUGUGGGCGUUAAGGACUCCUGCACUAACGUAUCAGCUGGCAUUAAUUGUCAAAGUUUAAGUGCAGAAAAUCGACUUUGAAUCAACCAAAAACAUCAAAUAAAACUACCUACCAAUCAAUCAAAAGAACAAACAAAACAUCCUGCUGAACUGGAGAGAAAAAAAAUCUCCUCUUUGGUUUUACACAACUUUCUAUGAAAAAUAAAGUACUGAAAAACUACGUUGCCUUAUUUUCUCAUCUGAUGCUAAAACUCAUUCAUCACAAAACAAUCGUGUAUGUCCUUUAUUCAUCCACACAAUAGAAAAACAUAAAUGUCACCAGUGUUUGGGAACCAGUUCACCAGAAAUCAUCAUCGGCGUCUUCAUCCUUGUGCGAAUACGCCGCAAUGCUGUGGAAACAGAGACGUGCUCGUUAGAUUAGUUAAGAGUAGGAACAAAAUAAUACAAUCAUAAAGAGGACGUACGGUGGCCUAAAGUGAGUAUUGUAUUAGUGGUGUGCCACAAACAAUUGGACCGCCACAAAUCACUCAAACACAUUAUGAUGGGACUGUAUGUGAAUGUAGCUUCAGUUACACCUCUGAAUAGCAGAUGGCAUCGUAACGCUGCUUCUAAACAAACCUCAUACGCACAGAUCUGACAGAGAAUAAGAAGACGUAGCAGGAGGGACUAGUGUUGAUAACUUAGCGAUAUAAUAUAUUUAGCGAGUAUUCGGCCGCCUUGAGUUUGUUGGUUUUUUAAAAUAGUGACAGAUCUAGUGACUUUUUCGUGUCUUACUGGACACUGGAUUAUAACCUAACAUGAGAGCAUGCAUUGCUCUUCUCAAUAAGUAGUGCACUGCCUCGCCUGUGUGGAUAAAAAAAAAACACAAGAACAACUUCUAACAUAUUAAUGCAUGCGAUUAAUCACACAAAAUUGAUAGCACAAUUCAUGUGUGAGUGCAGAUUAAGCACAACGUUUAGUUUAAUUAUACAUGCUACUUUACCCUAACUGUGGAUGGUUACCUGACAGGCGGCAUGGGUUGUUAGUUACAGUUAUGCGGUCAGUAAUCAGGACAAUGCAUACGUCAGUGCAAAGAUAACUCUUCUGCAAUGUUGGCAAAUUUUAGUUCAAAAUACACCCAAAUGGGACUUUAGAUAAAAACUGUAUCAAGUUUUGAAAAGUGAAAGAUUUUUAAAACAUCUCUGGUGUGAUAUUUUGACAAUAAAAUUGCAUUUGUGUCAAAAUAUUUAGUUACUUUAAAUGACGCAAGCAAGUAAUUAACCCCCAUUAAUAGCGAUUCAUCACAAUUAAAAAAAUAAUAGUUUGACAGGACUAAUUUUUAAACACAUUUGUUCUGCUUUACAUUUUUUUUGCUCACUUUUCUGUAGCAUCCAUACAAAUUACAAGCACAAGCAUCACCGCUAUUUAUGUAAAUGAGAUGAUUACAUCACACGAGUCACUUCACGCAACAUUUUUUGAACAGUCUUGUUGUAAAACUAAGUUUUAUAAAUACAAUAAUAUUUUUGAUGCAUACAACUGAAUUUAUAUGUGUUUAAGCAUAUUAAACUCAAAAUAGGCAUUUUCAGGCAAUUUUUGUGGUUUUUCACCGUUAGCCUGUGGUUGCUAUUUCAGUUGCUAUUAAAAACUUCAAGAAACAAGUAUAAUUUUGUCUUU
This is a messenger RNA of Entelurus aequoreus (snake pipefish), 3511 nucleotides long. RefSeq names its product glycoprotein M6Bb (gene gpm6bb). Gene Ontology annotation, molecular function: structural constituent of myelin sheath. The transcript is spliced from 7 exons. Gene Ontology annotation, biological process: axon development; central nervous system myelination. Bases 150 to 956 code for a protein of 268 amino acids. Gene Ontology annotation, cellular component: myelin sheath; plasma membrane. Lineage: Eukaryota; Metazoa; Chordata; Actinopteri; Syngnathiformes; Syngnathidae. The record is from RefSeq and is a predicted model, not a curated record.